AUGUCUGAUCCGCCGGAAACAGACUUGGAUUACUAUUCAAGACCGGAAAAUUAUGGCGGAAGUAACCUCACACAACUAAAUAGAUUUAUAGCUGCCAAAAAAGAGACAAAACAGAAGAAAGUGAAGAAAAAGAAAAGAAAUCCUGCCGAGGUUGAACUCUACAGACGAUACCGGUAUGUCUUACCGAUCGAUGAGCAGGAUUACACGGAAGAUUACCUGGAGAUCGACGAGAUCUUGGAAGAAGAAGAGGAAGAGGAAGAGGAGGAGGAGGAAGAAGAAGAAGGCACAUCAUCGGAACCGGAAGACAAAGGCACCUCGCCAGAUCUCAAAACAAUUCCAGAAAUCGAAACCACCGAUGAUAAACCGAAUCAGGAUUCGGAGAUUUCCGGUACGUCUCCGGAACAAGCCGAAGCAUCAUCGAACGAUCUUCGGGUACAUAGUGUCAGCAGGACGUCUAUGUCCAGUGCGUAUCUAGCCAGCGGGAAACGAGGAGGUUCCAUUGCUCCCUCAAGAGGACAUAAGAUCAAAGCUAAUAAAGAGCUUAGAUCUAGAAUGGUGAAAACAAUGAAAAAAAUAGGCUAA
Molecule: messenger RNA, 582 nt
Organism: Lottia gigantea (owl limpet)
Lineage: Eukaryota; Metazoa; Mollusca; Gastropoda; Lottiidae
Exons: 4
Coding region: 1-582 (193 amino acids)
Source: RefSeq, a predicted model, not a curated record